AUGGAGACAGAGGUGCCCAUGGAAAGCUCCACUACGCCUGCAGCUCACGUUGCACGCGCUGACUGUCCCCACCUGUCGGACCCAGAAGCAACUGAUGCCGACGUCAAUGCCAUUGACGCCAUGCGAUCGAGCACCCCGACGUCAUCACUGUUGGACGCCGUGAAGGUCGCGUACGCGCACGACGCGGACGCGAAGCUCUUGCUGGCCUACGGCUCAGCACCUUCUGACCAAGCUCGUCAGAAGCUGCCGAAGCAUCUUCGUGCUCGUGCACACCGUUACCGGGUGCACGACGGGUUAUUACUCUACAGCUUCCGCCGUGUCUUUGUCUUCUUCAUGAGCGCGCUUGGCGCCCACCGUGUCGCGAAAGCCGGCCAAGUCCACGCCUCCGAGACGGUUCGACGUCUUGUGGAGCUUGGGGUACUUGGCCGCUUCGGCGGCAUCGUGUGGUUUACGAAGCGCAUCAGCCCUCCCAUGUUCUCGGCGUUGAUCGCCACGCAGACUGGGAACGUCGGUCGCUCUGACCGCUGCCUCAUCACCAAGCGCACUUCGCCCGCUUCGAUGUCCUCGCCAGCGACCACGCCCAACGACUUCGUGCGCACGUUCCUCCCCAGAUACACCUUGCUCGACUCGGCCAGCGCGUUGCCACAGAGCCCCCCGAGUCCACACGGCACGGCGAUGGGCAGUCGCACCACCCAAAGUGAGGCACCGACGGAAGUACUACGCCAAAGUAAGCGCAUCCGUGCCAUGAAGGCAACAACAGCUCUCAAGACAAAGCUGGAUGGCCUUGAAAACAACGCCAGCAACAUGCGAGGAGGCAUCCUCGAGACGCUUCUGCUGCUCCGCGAAGAGAGCAAGCGGAAGGCUGACGCCCGUCACGCCGAGGAAGAUCAGCGCCGCCGCGACGAAAAGGCGGCCAACGAGGCCCGCCUUCUGGAAGCCAAGGCUGAAGCUGAGGCGCGCCGCCGUGAGGAGAAGCUGGAGAGAGAGGACCGUGCGCGCCGUGCGCGCGAAGAUGCGCGCGCCAGCACUCAAGAGCUGCUCAUAUUGAUCGGCGCACUGACUAAGAAGGCGUGA
Messenger RNA from Phytophthora sojae, 1074 nucleotides. RefSeq lists its product as hypothetical. The record is from RefSeq and is a predicted model, not a curated record. Bases 1 to 1074 code for a protein of 357 amino acids. The transcript has 5 exons. Lineage: Eukaryota; Oomycota; Peronosporomycetes; Peronosporales; Peronosporaceae.